AAAGUUAUGAAAACUAAACAAAGACCCCAGAAAUUAAGCAAUUAAACAAAUAAUUCAUCCACUAAUGCUGCAUAUAAUUAAAAUAAAGUUAAAGAAUUCAUAUUAAAUCUGAAAAAAAUGGUUUGUGGAGAAUUCGAAUUUGCAACUUCAAUCGUACUUUACGCAAGGCUAUCGAUUAGGUAUUGUGUACUAUGCUAUCGUUAAAAAUCAUUUAAUUACGGAAACUAACGAACGUUUAUCAAUCUUAGGCAAUGCAAAGUGCUUAUCCAAAUGUUCACGAAUACGCAUGAAUGUCAUGAAUGUAGAACAAACAAGAUGUACAGUUAUCUCUACUGGUUCCCUUCCCUAUAAAUGGUUUCAUUCAGCGACAAACAGUUAGAAGGGGACCAGUCUUAUAUACUUUUCCACGAUGGAGACAAAUGUUAAUAUUCAAUCUAUUGACACAACAGGCAAUGAUGAGUAUAUUGAUAAUUACUGUGCUCCGUGUUCAAAAGACGGUAAGUUUAAAGAAGGUUCUAAAUUCUGCGAAGAUUGUGGAACGUAUAUUUGUUUACAGUGUGUGGAAGAUCAUUGUAAAUUUUCAUCUAUGGAAUCUCACCAGAUUUUGGACGACGCAAAUCGUGGAUCAGAAAGUAGGAUCAAAUCCGGAACAGAACUUUGUGACAAACAUCAUGGGCGUUUUGUUAACAAAUACUGCAAGGACCACGAUGAAGUUUGCUGUGGGGCAUGUGUUUCUGGCAACCAUAGGUCGUGUGUUAAUAUAAUGGAAAUAGAAGAGGCUGUGAAAAACGCUGAUGCAAAAGAACAAAAAGAAGCUAACGAAUGUAUAGACAAAGUAGUAGCAAAGAUUAUAGUGGAACAAGAUGAAAGAGGGUUGCUUUUAUCAUCGAUCAAUCAGGAGGCGUCUGUCAUUUUAAAGGACAUAGAUAAGCACGAGGAAAGUAUCAUCAAAAGAAUUAAAGAUCUUGCAGAGGCGUCUCGAAAAGAAGUGGUUUCCAGACAUGCUAAAUUUGAAAAGCGUGUAAAGGCUGAUGUCAAGGAGUUAGAGUCGGUGUUGUCAGUGUCUGAGGAAGUUUCAAAAAUGUUAAAUAACUCUAACUUGAGUGCUAAACAGGCAUUUGUCAAUGUCAGAAAAAGUAAAACGGUAGCUACAAGCAUUUCAGAUACAUUGGACGAAAUGUCUAAAAGUCGCAGUCUUUCAAUUGAUUACUGCUUCAACAAUGAGCGAAUACAAAAGUUUGUGGGUAUGAAGUCUCUAGGUUACUUCGAAGAAACUGCAAAUAUACCGUAUAAGGCUAAAAAGCAAGGAAUGAUAAAUGUAAAGUUGGGAAAAGAUGGAGACUGCAUCAUAACUGGUAUUUGUUUUCUUGAAAAUGAAUCCAUUGUCAUUGCUGACUCGAAAAACAAAAAACUUAAAAUGUUGAAUGAAAAUUAUGAGAUGAAAAAUAAUAUUGCAUUGGCGGGAUAUCCUUCCUCGUUAUGUAAUGUAGGGCCACUUGAAGUAGCAGUUGCUUUGAGGAAUGAGGGAAAAGUUCAGUUUGUAUAUUGCGAUGGUACAUUAUCUUUAGGAUUUUCAUUUAGUACUUCUCAAAGAUGUGCAGGACUGUACUUUGACACAAAACAUGACGAAUUGUAUGUUUCCUGUGAUAGCUGGGGUCGAUUUAGUACAUCCAAGGUAUGCGUGUUUACAAAAAGAGGUGUUCCCACCAGAACAUUUGAAAAAGAUGAGACUGGCAAUAUUUUAUUUCUUUACCCCAAGAAUAUCACUAUGGAGCCUAUUACAGACACAGUAUAUAUUGCAGAUGAACGGAAUGGAGUCAUUGCUUUAAACAGAAAUGGUAAACUUAAGUGGAAAUACCAAGACCCUAAAGUACGUGAUUUAGCAGGGAUAUGUAUGUUACCGGGAAACCAAGUGCUAGUUACAGGCUGUUCAUCCAAAAAUUUAGUUCAAGUUGGAGAUGACGGAAAGAAAGUACGUGAGCUACUUGGUGCUUCAGAAAAGCUGCCUAUUCCAUAUACUGUGGUCUGUGAUAAAAGGAAUUCGAAAAUUAUAGUAGGAGGCGCUUCCAAUGAAAUACUCAUGUAUACAAUACGGAGGGAGAAACACAUCUAAUGCAUAAUUUCAGAGUCAUGUCACGGACAUAUGGACGGACAAAGCGGCGACUAUAUGAUCUCCUUUCGGGGAGCAUAAAGUGAGUUUUAACGUUUAAGGAAAAGCUUACAGUUUAUUAGAAAACAUCAUAAUUGUGAAGUAUUUGCAAAAGCAUCUAUAUUAUUGUCAUCGUGUAACUAACCGAAAACCAAAUAUGAAAAUAAGUAGACGUAAAUGGUGCCAUACUCAUAUAAAUUAAUCUCUUUACCCAUGGAACAAAUCGUUGGUGACAAACAUGACACAGAUAUUUUGGGUUUAUUCAUUAGCUUCUCACAAAACUGCCAACAAUAAAACAAUACUCGUGGGCAAUGAAAACACAGAGUUGAAAAUUGUAGACAAGGUUUUGUUGGGCCUAUUCGUUCA
Ruditapes philippinarum (Manila clam) is the source of this 2515-nucleotide messenger RNA. RefSeq lists its product as uncharacterized. The transcript has 4 exons. Lineage: Eukaryota; Metazoa; Mollusca; Bivalvia; Venerida; Veneridae. The record is from RefSeq and is a predicted model, not a curated record. The coding region runs from base 410 to 2113 and encodes 567 amino acids. Gene Ontology annotation, molecular function: ubiquitin-protein transferase activity; zinc ion binding. Gene Ontology annotation, biological process: positive regulation of DNA-templated transcription. Gene Ontology annotation, cellular component: nucleoplasm; chromatin.